This is a messenger RNA of Trichoderma breve, 687 nucleotides long. RefSeq names its product EF-1 guanine nucleotide exchange domain-containing protein. Gene Ontology annotation, biological process: translational elongation. The record is from RefSeq and is a predicted model, not a curated record. Lineage: Eukaryota; Fungi; Ascomycota; Sordariomycetes; Hypocreales; Hypocreaceae. Gene Ontology annotation, molecular function: guanyl-nucleotide exchange factor activity; translation elongation factor activity. Gene Ontology annotation, cellular component: cytosol; eukaryotic translation elongation factor 1 complex. The transcript is spliced from 4 exons. The coding region runs from base 1 to 687 and encodes 228 amino acids.
AUGGGUUUCACCGAUCUCCUCACCGAUGCUGGCCUCACCCUCCUGAACAGCUGGGUUUCCACCCGCUCCUACAUCACUGGCUUCUCUGCCAGCCAGGCCGACGUCGCCGUCUUCAAGGCCCUCAAGGAGGCUCCCAACGCCGCCAAGUACCCUUCUGCUGCCCGUUGGUACAAGCACAUUGCCACAUACGAGGAUGAGUUCGCCACCCUCGAGGGCGAUGCCAGCAAGCCCUACACCGUCUACGGCCCUGAGGUCGCCGAGGUCACCCUGAACCCCGCCAAGGCCCCCGCCGCCGAGGACGACGAUGAUGUCGACCUGUUCGGCUCUGACGACGAGGAGGAGGAUGCCGAGGCUGCCCGUGUCCGUGAGGAGCGUCUGGCUGCUUACCGCGAGAAGAAGGCUGCCAAGCCCAAGGUUGCCGCCAAGUCUGUUGUCACCCUCGAUGUUAAGCCUUGGGAUGACGAGACCGACCUGGCUGCCAUGGAGGCUGCCGUCCGUGGCAUUGAGCAGGAUGGUCUGCUGUGGGGUGCUUCCAAGCUGGUCGCUGUUGGCUUCGGUAUCAAGAAGCUCCAGAUCAACCUGGUUGUUGAGGACGAGAAGGUCUCCCUGGAUGAGCUCCAGGAGCAGAUCCAGGAGUUCGAGGACUGGGUCCAGUCCACCGACGUUGUCGCCAUGCAGAAGCUGUAA